Messenger RNA from Suillus paluster, 1535 nucleotides. RefSeq names its product WD40-repeat-containing domain protein. Gene Ontology annotation, biological process: maturation of SSU-rRNA from tricistronic rRNA transcript (SSU-rRNA, 5.8S rRNA, LSU-rRNA). The coding region runs from base 43 to 1485 and encodes 480 amino acids. The record is from RefSeq and is a predicted model, not a curated record. Gene Ontology annotation, cellular component: nucleolus; 90S preribosome; small-subunit processome. The transcript has 10 exons. NCBI's taxonomy places the organism in Eukaryota, Fungi, Basidiomycota, Agaricomycetes, Boletales, Suillaceae. Gene Ontology annotation, molecular function: protein binding.
AGAGAGCACUCGAGGAGCACUUCACACUUUCUAACCUGACGAAUGGUGUCUUCCAUGGAUUCCUUGUUUGUUAAGGUACAACAUACGUCCCUGCCGAAAUCCCUGCGUCCCACCUCUCCACCACCAGACAAUGUCCCAAAGCAUAAGCACAUCAAGGAUCUCAAGCUAAGAACCAAAUUAAACCGCCAGGCAGUUCAUGUUGCGCGGUCAAAAGCACUCGUCGAAGAUGCUGAGCUGUUAUUGGCGAGCGAGGCAGGGAAAAUGCAGGUGGAGAACGAGCUAGAACGAACGUGGAGAAUAGGUGCUGGUCAGGAGGCUGCCAAGGGACGACGGGAGCUGAAGUUGGAUGGUGGUCCAUAUCGCUCGAGAUACUCAAGGAAUGGCAGACAUCUUGCUAUUGUCGGCAGCAUGGGUCAUGUCGCGACUUUUGACUGGCAAACAGGAACCAUGCAUGCUGAGCUUCAGCUGCAGGAAACAUGUCGUGAUAUCACAUUCUUGCAGGAUCAAUCAUUCUUUGCAGUCGCCCAAAAAAAAUAUGUAUUUAUAUACGACCGCGAUGGUGUCGAACUACACCGAUUGAAAGCUCACAUCGAACCUACGCGACUAGAAUUUCUUCCAUAUCACUGGUUGCUCGCUAGUGUGUCCAUAGUAGGGAAAUACUGGAUUUCUAAAAUAUCAAGAUACUCCACAGGUCACAUCGUUGCAGAGCAUCGAACCAAGCUUGGCGCAUGUAAUACACUAGCGCAAAAUAAACACAACGCAGUGUUACACCUCGGUCACUCUAAUGGCGUUGUCAGCCUCUGGACGCCAAACCUGCCCCAUCCUGCUGUACAAAUAUUAGCACAUCUCGAUCCAGUUGUGGGUCUGAGCGUCGAUCAGAGCUCCGUGGGCGAUGGUGUUGUAAAGGUCUGGGACUGUCGGAAUUGGAAGGGCACUGUGCGGGAGUGGACGACAAGAGGUGGCGCGCAAGCUAGAAUGGAGUGCAAGGGCGCGUUAGGCGUGGCAGUAGGUGGAAGUGUCAACGUGGCUCCGCCACCACUUUACCUCACUCACCCCCAAUACCACAUCGGACCGCUUACUUCGGUACGAUUUUGCCCCUUCCAGGAUAUCCUUACGAUGGACACAAUGCCGGUCCUGUCGAGCAUUCUCGUGCCUGGUCACGGAAGCCGAUCCAUUCGAGAACAAAAAGGCAGAAGGGAGAGAGAAGUCAAAGGUCUUGUUGGACAACGCGGGAAUGAAACGAAGCUUGUUGAUGAUGACGACGAGGACGCUUCAGAAGGCGAAAGGGGACAAGAUGACAAAAAAAAAACCGGGCAAGUCACGAGCGGAGAAAAGAGAAGCGGAAAAUGCGCGGCAAGGGCAAGAGUGUCAAAAAGAUAUCUCCGGAAGCAGCGGCAAGAACGUCACGAUCCCACUGCGGCUAUCGAGAAGGGUCAGAUGGAGGCGCGUCAACCAUCGGCGCUUGAUCGAUUUAGACGACCGUGAUGCCAUUUGGUCCUUGGAGCAAUAUACAUAUGGAGUCCAUUGGAGGGCUU